AUGGUUGUGAGUAAUAGUGCUUUGGUGUGGAUUCCUAAUGAAGAACAUACCUUUAUUAGGGCUAAAUUUAUCUCUGAUGAUGGAGCCACAGCCAAAUGUAAUUUAAACAUAAAUGACGAUUCCAAUGAUAAUAAUACUGAUCAAACAGCUACAGAUAUAAAUACAAUUAUUGAAAUUCCUUUAAAAAAUGUUCAUCCGGUUAAUCCUUCGAAUUUUGACUUGAUAGAUAAUAUGUCUGAGCUUACAUAUUUAAAUGAACCUUCUGUACUUUACAAUUUAGAAAAUAGAUAUAGUCAUGACUUAAUCUACACUUAUUCAGGUCUUUUUUUAGUUGCUAUUAAUCCAUAUUGUCAAUUAGAUAUCUAUUCUUCAGAAUAUAUAAAUCUAUAUCAUGGAUUAAAGAAAGAUAUAGAUAAUACUCUCAAUAAUAAUGAUGAUUCUGUUAAACCCCAUAUAUUUGCCAUUGCUGAAACUGCCUACCAAAAUUUAUUAACUCAAAAGGUCAAUCAAACCAUACUUGUUACUGGUGAAUCAGGUGCGGGGAAAACAGAAAAUACUAAAAAAAUCCUGCAAUAUUUAGCAGCAAUCACUUGGCAUAAUCAAUCUUUACCAUCUGAACAAUCUUUUGAAAAUAGAAUCUUACAGAGUAAUCCUAUCUUAGAAUCAUUUGGUAACGCUCAAACUGUAAGAAAUAACAAUUCUUCCCGUUUUGGUAAAUUUAUUAAGAUUCAGUUCGAUUCAUUUGGUAAGAUCAACGGAGCAAAUAUUGAAUGGUAUUUAUUAGAAAAAUCAAGAAUUAUUCAACAACAUUCUCAAGAAAGAAAUUAUCAUGUUUUUUAUCAGUUUUUAACUAGCGUACCACUUAAUGAAUUAAAUACAAAGUUUAAAUUGCCUUCUAAUGUUGUCAAAGAUUAUAAGAUACUUUCAUCUUCUAACCAAGUAAUCCCAGGAGUUAAUGACCAACAUAAUUUUAAAGAAUUAAUUGAAGCUAUGGAAACUGUUGGAUUCACAGAUGAUGACAUUCAAUCUAUUUUCACCAUUAUAUCUAUAAUAUUAUUGAUUGGUAAUAUAGAAUUUCAGUCUGAUAGAUCACCACAGGCUGCAUUUACCAAUGACAUUAAACCAUUAACUGAAUUAUUAGGUGUAUCAACGGAAGAUUUCCAAAGAUCUAUUGUAAGACCAAGGUCUAAAGCAGGAAAAGAAUGGGUCUCACAAUCGAAGGAUGCCAAAAACGCUAGAUUUAUAUUAAAUUCUUUAUCUCGGAUCUUAUAUGAAAAAUUAUUUGCUCAUAUUGUGGAUCAAAUUAAUCUAUCACUAAAUUAUCAGAAUAAUUCAGAUAAUGCAAAUCAUAUAGGGUUAUUAGAUAUUGCGGGCUUUGAAAUCUUUAAAGAUAACUCAUUUGAACAAUUAUGUAUCAAUUACACAAACGAAAAAUUACAACAAUUUUUUAAUCAUCAUAUGUUUAUACUGGAACAAAAUGAAUACGUUAAAGAAAAGAUACAAUGGCAAUAUAUCGACUAUGGUAAAGAUUUACAAUCAACUAUAGAUCUUAUUGAACAAAAAAUACAACCUUCUGGGAUUUUACCUUUGCUUGAUGAAGAAUCAAUUUUAUCGAAUUCAACAGAUGACACAUUCUUACAAAAAUUAAUUAAUAGUUGGGAAAAUAAAUCAGAUCGAUUUAAAAGAUCCAAACUAUCAAAUGGAUUCAUAUUAAAACAUUAUGCAGGUGAUGUCGAAUAUAAUGUAGAUGGUUGGUUAUCAAAAAAUAAAGAUCCACUUAAUGAUGAUCUACUAUUAACAUUAACAAAUUCUUCAAAUAAAUUGAUUUCAUCGUUUUUCGACCAAGAAUCAUCAAACUUAAGUAAGUCCUUUAGAACUACUUCAUAUCGUCAUAGAGAACAACAAAUUUCAUUAUUACAUCAGUUGUCUUUGUCUCAUCCACAUUUUGUUCGCUGUAUUAUUCCAAAUAAUAAUAAAAUUGCAAAAAAGUUUGAUAGAUCAUUAAUUCUAGACCAAUUACGUUGUAAUGGUGUACUUGAAGGUAUAAGAAUUGCCAGAGAAGGUUAUCCGAACAGAAUUCUUUUCAAAGAAUUUUAUCAACGAUAUAAUAUAUUAGCAAACCAAAAUGGUUUUGACUUUAAUAUUAAUAACAUUAAUUAUAAAAAGCAAGCUGAAGUCAUAUUAUCUUGCCUUCAUAUUGAUCCAACGUUAUUUAAAAUUGGUAUCACUAAACUAUUUUUUAAAGCAGGUGUUUUGGCCAAUUUAGAACAUGAAAAAGAAACGAUGCUGAUAACUAUUACAUCAAGACUUAAUAGUAGGUAUAGAGGUCACCUUGUGAGAAAUAAGAUCAAAAAUAGAUUGGUGAGAUUGAAAUCUAUAAGAAUUUUGUUAGAUGCAUUUCGUACUUAUAAUAGAUUAAUGGAAGAUCCCUGGUAUAAUCUAUUUAUAAGAGUUAAACCUUUUUUAUCAUCUACUCAGGAUAUAGUUAAGACCAAAAAAUUUCAUUCUCAAAUUAAAGAUCUUGAAAAUAAAUUAUUGCAGAGUGAAAAGAAUAAUACUGAAUUGCAACAAGAUAAAGAAGAAUUAAACAGACAGUUAGGAUCCGUAAGGGAAAUGCUAAAGGCAGAAUCUUUGAAAUUGACAGAAAAACAGAACAUAUUAGAUGAUAUUGAUAAAAGACGACAUCUGUUAGAAACACAAAUAGCAGAAAUGCGACAACUUUCUGAAUCAUUAGAAAAUGAGAAAAGAGAUAUUAUUGUUAAAUACGAAGACUCUCAAACUACAAUCUCCAAAAUAAAUGCAACAAUUUUAGAAAAAGAUGAAAUUAUCAAAGAAUUGGAUAAGGUAAAGGUUAACCUCGAAUCUCGUUUAGAGGAAAUGAAAUCUUCUUUCGAUGACAAACUAAAUAAUCAUAAUAGCUUAAUUAAGGAAAAAUCUACUUUAGAUAAUACUAUAAAAUCUUUACAUGAACAAAUAAAAUCCAAAGAUAAUGAAAUAAGUCAGAUUAAAAGGCAACUUGAAAUAUCAGAAAAAGAUCUCGACAUAAAGUUGGCAACCUUAGAAAAAAAUACCAAUGCUUCGAUGAAAAGGUUAGAGACACUAAUAAAUGAAAAUAAAGAUCUAAAAAUACAAGUGAAUAAAUACAAAAAAUCUCAGGAGUUAUUACAAAAACAAAUAAAAACAAAAGAUCAUGAAUUAAUAAGAUUAAAAGAUAAAAUACAAAGUUACAUAAACGAUAUGAACAAAAUAUCGCAGCAACGAGAAGAAAUUAUUUUAGAAAAUACCCAAUAUACCAAUGAGUUAAAGAAUUUACGUGAACAACUUAAUUCUAUUAAAUCAAAGUAUGAAAUAUUGGAGACUAAAUAUUCUCAAAAGAAGGAGGAAGUCAACAGAGCAUCACAUUUUAUUCCCGGUAAAUUUGAGAUCGAAAAGAUGAAGGAAUUACAAGACAGAUUAGAUCAGGAAAUAUCCUUAAAUAGAUACUUACAAAGUCAAUUAAAUAAUACAAACUCUCCAAGCAGGUACUUGGCAUCCAACAGGGAUAAACCAAACGAAGAAUUAGUAAAUAACUAUGAUGAACUAAAAUUGAAAUUAAAUCAGACAUCUUAUGCUCUUCAAGAAGAAAUUGAAAAACAAAAAGAUCUUAUUGGAAGAUUAAGAUUCACCGAAACUCGCUUGGCCUCAUCCUCCUUUGACUACCAAACAGCUAAGGGUCAAAUAAAAAAAUUGAGGCAAAUCAUAGAAAAAGCAAACCUUGGUGUUGAUAUAGAAAAAGAAUUGCAAUCACUACCAACUGUUGAUGUAAACAUUGAAAAGUUAAACUUAGAGGUACAACAUUUAAAAAGACAAUUAAAUUUAGAAAGUAAAGCACGGAUUGAUGCAGAAAAUGUUGCUGCUGCUUUACAUGGAAAAUUUAAUAAAAUUCAAAAAGAUGAUUCUUCGUCUAAUAUUUAUAAGUUAAAGUUCGAGGCUAGUGAGGAGAGAGUCAAGUCUUUGGAAAAGAAGUUAAGGUCUGUACCAAAAAAUUCACCGUCAACUGGUGAUUUAUUUAAAAAUAGACAAACUGUAUCCCAAUAUGAAGAGGAUGUUAGAUCACAGAAAUUGGAGAAUUAUAAGUUACAAGACACCUUACUAGAAUCAGAUAAGAAAAUCAGUAAAUUACAAUUUGAAGUUAAACAAUUACACUCUAAAGAGACUCUAUUAAAUGAGCAGAUAUCCAGGUUGGAAGAAAAUCUAAAUGAUUCAGAAAAACAAAAAAAAUUAAUAAUGUCAACAAUGACACAACAAAAACAACAAUAUGAAGACUGUCUUGCUGAUUUACAAGCUAAUGAAGUCCAAUUAAAAGACUACAUGAAUUCCUUGCAACAGGCAGAAGAAGAUGUAAAAAAUAUGGCCGAUAUAAUUGAUAAAUUAAAGCUUCAAAAUAAACAAAAAGACAAGGUAAUAUGGGAAACUGAAACCUCUAAAAAUGAUAUCGAUAUGCAACUACAGGAAAGUAUAUUAGAACUAAAACGUGUCCAGGAUAUCAACAAGCUGUUAAAAUCAGAUAUGGAUCAUUUAAAAGAAGCAUUAGCAAAGGGAAAUGAUAAUACACAUUACUUAAAUGAAAUUGAGGCGUUAAAAUUAUCUCUCUCCGAGAGUAGUAGAAGAGAAACUGAUCUCAAAAAAGAAAUAUCUACACUAAAUUACAGGUUAGAAACAUUAGGAAAUGAGUCUGAUGCCAAGAUUUCUGAUCUUUUAAAACAAAUAAGUCAUUACACCAAUCUAGCUGAGGUAUUAAGCCAAGAAAGAGAUGUUGCUGAUGCAGCUGAACAGAAUCUACAGAAAGAAUAUAAUGAAAUAAAUUCUAAACAUGAUGAAUUAAAUUCAAAAAUGCAAUUUCUUACAAAUGACCAUGAAAAACUUAUUAACGAUAUGAAUGAAUUGCAAAUUAAAUAUACAGAAACAAAAAAAUUAUUAACUCAAUCUAAUGGAGAGAAGCACGACAUGUUGCAACAAAUCAAAUAUUUAGAAGAAACACUGAAUUUGCAAAAGGAACAAAAUGAACGUAACGAUGAGUUACUUGGUAAUUUACAGGAACAACUUAAUCACUACAAAGAAAAUUUUGACACUGUCAAACAUGAAAAUAUUAAUCUCAAGGAAGAGCAUGAAAAUAUGAUCAAUAGUAACGAACAAUUGCAAAAUGAAAUCAAUACAUUAAAAGAAAAGUUAGAAGACCGUAGUGAACAAAAUAAGUGGUUAGCUAAAAUCCAUGAAUUAGAGACAUUAGUUACCAAGGAAACAGAAAAAAAGUAUGAAGAGAUGAAGAAACGUAAAAAUUACGAAAUGAUUAUAGACGAUUUAAAAGAUAAAAAUGAACGACAAAGCGAAGUUAUUCAACUAGCAAAUGAAGAUAGAGAUCAAUUUGAAAGAAAUAUCUUGCAAUAUAAUAAACAAAUUGGAGAUUUAGAAAAGUUAGUUUCAAAACAGGAAGUAGAUUUGAAAAGAUUUGUUCGUGAUAACUCCUACUAUCAAGAAAAAGUAUCAGAUUUGGAGAAAGAACUAGCAUUUUGGAAAGAUAAAGCAAGUGAUAGAAACAAUAACAUAGAUAGUACAUCUAAUGGAACAUUCUAA
Messenger RNA from Arxiozyma heterogenica, 5613 nucleotides. It is a transcript of the gene MYO1, whose product is annotated as myosin 1. The transcript has a single exon. The record is from RefSeq and is a predicted model, not a curated record. Gene Ontology annotation, biological process: vesicle transport along actin filament; actin filament organization. Gene Ontology annotation, cellular component: actin cytoskeleton; vesicle; myosin complex. Gene Ontology annotation, molecular function: actin filament binding; ATP binding; microfilament motor activity. Lineage: Eukaryota; Fungi; Ascomycota; Saccharomycetes; Saccharomycetales; Saccharomycetaceae. The coding region runs from base 1 to 5613 and encodes 1870 amino acids.